Molecule: messenger RNA, 1239 nt
Organism: Auxenochlorella protothecoides
Lineage: Eukaryota; Viridiplantae; Chlorophyta; Trebouxiophyceae; Chlorellales; Chlorellaceae
Product: Putative dioxygenase
Exons: 3
Coding region: 1-1239 (412 amino acids)
Molecular function (GO): oxidoreductase activity
Source: RefSeq, a predicted model, not a curated record
AUGGUAAACUCGGCCAUAUGCACGAAGCCCCUGCCCGCACCACCUUCAGUGGAUGCCAAGCUCUUCAAGAGCUUCGGCGUGGAGGUGGUGUCGGGGUUUGACCCCACCGACUUUACCCCCGAGCAAUUUAUCGAACUGGAGAGGCUCCUGUACGAGCACGAUGUGGUUCUCUUCAGGGGUCUCGACCUGGCCCCAGAGCACCAGUACAAACUCACCAAGGCCUUUGACCCCACUUGUGAGUCAUACGGCCACGGCAACAACCAGACGACCAAGCAGGCAAAGUCCGUGCUGCACCCAGACCUGAAGACCAUCCCCAGCGUGCCCCAAGUCCAGCUGAUUGGAAAUGGGAUCGUGCACGACCACUGGGGCCUGGCCGAGGCCAAGCUCAAGCACCCGCACCAUCGCACCUUCCACAAGGACCCUGUGAGCGAGGAGGACGAGGCGGCGGGGGCCACCCGAUUCUACCGCUGGCACAUCGAUGCUGCCCUGUACGGUGACCUGGCCCCGCCCAAGGUGGACGAGGGCGAGGGUGGUCCUGGGGUGACCUCCCUGUACGCUGUGGCUGCCCCCGCCGGCCCGCCCCAGGUCUGCCGGUACGACGACGGGACGGGGGACGAGCUCGCCGUCCCCCUGGGCACCACCGCCUUUGUCUCCGGCACCACCAUGCUGGACGUGCUCCCGCCCGCCCUGCGCAGCCUGGCGGUGCGCUCCUCGGUCCGCUACGCCCCGCAUCCCUACGUCUGGAUGGCCCGCGCCCAUGCGCUGCCCACGGGCCUGGGCCUCGAGGACGAGGGGCUGGAGGUCCUCCCCGAGGAGCUGCCCCCCUGGGACCCCCGGGACCAGCAGACCCUGCCCGUGUGCUGGCGCAACCCGGUGACGGGGCGCCUGCACCUGCAGGUCCACCCCUGCGCCAUCCAGGCCCUGGUGGUAAAGCCUCUGCCCCCUGGCGCGGCAUCCCGAACGACCGACGCCCUCUACCCCAACGGCGGCGAGGUCACCGACCUGGCCGAGGUGCGGCGCCUGGUCUACGCGCUGCAGCGCCCGGGCAUCGCGCCGGGGCUGGUGUACCCGCACGCCUGGUCCGACGGCGACCUGGUCCUGUUCCACAACCGGGGCGUGCUGCACAGCGUGGUGGGGGCCUUCCGGCCCGACCAGGUGCGCAAGUUCCACCAGUGCAACUUGGCCGCCAGCGACCUCCCUGCAGGGCCCACGCCCGAGGACAUCGCCACGUACGCGUGA